AUGGUAGAUCAAGGCCACCAGGAUUUAGAACAAAAAAGAGCUGUGGAAAAAGGGUUGCUGGGGGGAGUAAUGAUGAAGGUUGAACAAUAUGAUGAUGAUUUGGAUCUUGCUGACUUCAUAGAAGAUGAGGAAGAAGUACAAUGCCUGUAUGAUGACAUCCCACCCAAAGAAUUUGAAGAUUACCUUGAUGGGACCCAAGCAAUGGAUAAGACAUACAAGAAUGGCAAGGUUUGGAGAGAUUGUGAAUUUGGAAGCAUUAAAUUGGAGCCAUGGUUGAUUUUUGCAAACAAAGAGUCAUUCUAUGAAGUGUUUAAGGAUUUUUGUGUACAAGAAGAUUUUGGAGUUUUUGUUGAAAAGAGUGACCCUACCAGACAUCUGCAAUCAGAUAUUCAAGCCAAUCCAGAUAUCCCAGUUGAGUCUCUGCAAAGAAUCUGUAUGGAAAGGUACAUAAUUCAAGUGAAGAAAAGGUUAUUUUACAAGGUGAAAGCAAUUGCCAAGGAGCUCAUUCAUGGUGGAUUUGGAGAGGCCUACAGUCUCCUUCCAAGAUAUGCUGAGAUGGUCAAGCAGACCAAUCCAGGGAGUUAUGCACUAGUGACAUGGACACAAGUUUGUGCAAAUGUCCAACCUAGGUACAAAGCAUGCUUCUUUUCUUUUGCUGCACAAGUUAGAGGUUUUUUGAGAGGCUGUAGGCCAAUCAUUGGCAUUGAUGGAGCCCAUCUUAGUGGAUAUUAUAAAGGGAUACUGCUAACAGCUGUUGGAAUUGAUGGGAACAAUGAGAUAUUUGUGUUUGCUUAUGGCAUAGUCUGUACAGAGAGUGUUGAGACUUGGGAUUAUUUUAUGAGGAAUUUAAAGUGCCUCUUUGAGAAAGAGGGAUGCAACAGAGAUGAUUGGACAUUUCUUUCUGACAGGAUGAAGGGAGUUGAUGCAACAAUUAUGGAGGCAUUUCCCAGAGCUAGUAGAAGAAUAUGCUGUCAACACUUGUACAGCAACUGCAAAACAAAAGGCUUUAGUGGAACAACAUUUCACAAACUGUUUUGGGUUGCUGCUGAUGCUUACAAUCCAUAUGUUUUCAACAAAGCAAUGGAGAAGAUUCAUGCCUACAAUCCAGAUGUUGUUCUGUAUUUGGAGAGUACCACUGAAGUUUGGUCAAGGCAUCAGUUUGACCCAGUUGUCUGUUGUGACCAUAACACAACAAAUUUUGUUGAAUCAUUCAACUCUUGCACCAAGCCAUAG
Messenger RNA from Chenopodium quinoa (quinoa), 1233 nucleotides. RefSeq lists its product as uncharacterized. Lineage: Eukaryota; Viridiplantae; Streptophyta; Magnoliopsida; Caryophyllales; Amaranthaceae. The transcript has 4 exons. Gene Ontology annotation, biological process: DNA transposition. The record is from RefSeq and is a predicted model, not a curated record. Gene Ontology annotation, molecular function: transposase activity; DNA binding. The coding region runs from base 1 to 1233 and encodes 410 amino acids.